AUGGCUACCAUCGCUGGCCUUCCCCCCGAAAUCCUCAUCGAGGUUGUGAAGCUGAGCAAUCCACUAGAUGACAUUUACGCACUCAUCAACGCGUCACCUAUAUUUCUGCGACUAUUUAUUGUCCACAGAGAGCACCUCUUGAAUUCAACCGUCAAUCGUCUCCGACAUGAUUUCUCAAAGUCCAAAGAGCCUCGAUUUCUGCACAACUCCAUUCUAGCAUUACGACUCCGCUGCAGACACCGGGAAAAUGCCACAUCCAAGGAAACAGAAAUAGCUAACAACUACAUUUCUCAGAGCCUCUACUCGGGCUUAGAGCUAUCUACGUCAACCGAACUCUUGCUGCUAUGUGGUUUUUCUCGGCUUCUUACCGAGGCCCUCUGGAUCAUGAAGUACUGCGCAUCAGAAGCCUGGUAUGCUAUGUACUUCUAUUCAGAGUGA
Molecule: messenger RNA, 438 nt
Organism: Fusarium coffeatum
Lineage: Eukaryota; Fungi; Ascomycota; Sordariomycetes; Hypocreales; Nectriaceae
Exons: 1
Coding region: 1-438 (145 amino acids)
Source: RefSeq, a predicted model, not a curated record